GCUGCGCAGCGGACCGCGCGGCAUGAGGCGGCAGGAGGCCGCGGUGGUGCCCGCGGGGGCGGCGCGGGAGGCGGGCCGCGACGGGGGACAGCCGGGGCAGCCGGGCGGCGGCCCCCAGCAGUCCUGCGGCCAGGGGAAGAAAUUCUUGUAUUCUGAGCCACAUAAGAGAAUUAAGGAAGUACUAGAAGAAGAACUUUAUAUUAAAAGAGAUGAGUGCCACAUUAAAAAUCCACCUGCAGUGGCCCUGGAAAGGAUUUGGAGCAUUAAAAGGAAUCUCCCUGUGGGCAGCUUGAAGCCAGGACUGCCGAGCAGAAACAGUUUGCUGCCGCAAACCACGUACUAUUCGAGGCAUGGAGGGCUAAGAAGAUAAGAUGAAUACAUUUUUCCAUUGAGAAGAAACCUCAUUCUCCUGAUGUCUGCAAAUCAGAAAACCCAAGCUUGUUUCACAGUUUAAGAUGUGUUAAAAAAAUGUAUAUUCUUAUUAUUGGUAUUAAUUCUUAUGUAUAAAUUAAUCCAGGGCAAUAAAAGACUUGGUAAAGUUUGCUAAGCACCUGGAAACAAUGAAGAAGAAUAUUAUAUGUAUUUUUAGUUAACACAUUUGGAAUACAUUGGGUUUCUAAUUCAGCAUAUUUUAUUAAAUAUGUGAAACA
Molecule: messenger RNA, 650 nt
Organism: Nyctereutes procyonoides (raccoon dog)
Lineage: Eukaryota; Metazoa; Chordata; Mammalia; Carnivora; Canidae
Gene: CUNH11orf97
Product: chromosome unknown C11orf97 homolog
Exons: 4
Coding region: 23-370 (115 amino acids)
Cellular component (GO): ciliary base
Source: RefSeq, a predicted model, not a curated record